UCAUUUUUUCCCUAAUCGGAAGUUAGUUUUAAAGAUAUCGCUGAGCUCAGCUUACACUAAGAACGCAAACUUUCCCCAAAUUUUGUUGUUCUUCUGACGCUUUCUGCUGAAUUCACUCUCCUUUCUACCAGAAAUCGACGGAGAUGGAUGCCGAUAUUCAACGUAGAAUCAAGGAAACCGUCCGCAACAUUCUUGAAUCUUCCGACAUGGACGAGAUGACCGAGUCCAAGAUUCGAACCCUCGCCUCCAAAGAGCUCGAUCUCGACCUCUCAAGAUCCUCCUACAAGGCUCUGGUUCGCCAGGUCGUGGAAUCCUUCCUCGAAGAACGAGCUGAAGAACAGCCGCAGGAGGAGCAAGAAGGUGCCCCUGCUAAGGAGAAGGAGUACGACGACGACGGCGAUCUCGUUGUUUGUUGGUUAUCGAGCAAGAGGAAGGUGACGAUUCAGGAUUUUAGAGGGAAAACUCUGGUUUCGAUUAGGGAGUUUUACAGGAAGGAUGACAAAGAUCUCCCUACGGCUAAAGGAAUAAGCUUGACCGAGGAACAGUGGUCUGUCUUUAAAAAGAAUGUACCCGACAUAGAGAAAGCUAUUAAGAAUAUGCAAUCACGAAUAAUGUGAAGUUAUCAUAUGGUGGACGGUGGUCGAUGGUUUGAAGCCAUGAUGCUGUGUGUCUACUGAAGCCAUAUUUAUCACCAUGAAAAGGGGAAGGGGUUUUCAUUUUGGGAAUUGCUGCAGUUUCUUGACUGCAGAAUAUUUUGGUAUUUUGGUACUUCUGUUUCGAGCCUAGACUGCUGACACUCAUAAAACUUUAAAGUGCCUGUACUUUCAAAGCAUCAAAGUGGUCAACUAUGGUAUAGAUUCACCAUCACCAGAGCUCAUAAUGAUGAAAAGUCUCUUAUCUAGUUGUUUCAUGCUCGAAAGCACGUGACAUAAAUGUAUGUGUGUGCUAUCCGAGCCAUGUCAUUGAAGGUUAAUUAUCUUUGACAUUCGAUAAUGAACUGAUUCGAUUUUAGGAGACUGAAAUUAGGCUGUGACUACAUAUAUAUCGUGCUCUAAAUUUUGCAGGUUUGUUUCAGGAAUUAUUAUCAUGCUCUAAAGUCUAAACCCAGAACAGCUUGCUGCAUUCCGCAAAGAUACCCCUAUUCAUUUUAUGGUGUUUGUGUAUCUAUUUUCAGCAUUAUUUCCAGGUUUUUAAAUUUCUCAUGGACUUGUCGUUUUAUUUGGAUUGUAAUAUUGUUUCCUAGGCUUUCUGUUCUGGAAUGAGGAAUCUCCACACUUCAUACUUCAUUUUAACCAUGGAAUAAGAAAACAAGGGUACAUUCUCUGUU
Messenger RNA from Momordica charantia (bitter melon), 1327 nucleotides. RefSeq names its product RNA polymerase II transcriptional coactivator KELP. Gene Ontology annotation, biological process: positive regulation of transcription initiation by RNA polymerase II. Lineage: Eukaryota; Viridiplantae; Streptophyta; Magnoliopsida; Cucurbitales; Cucurbitaceae. The record is from RefSeq and is a predicted model, not a curated record. Gene Ontology annotation, molecular function: transcription coactivator activity; DNA binding.